Sardina pilchardus (European sardine) is the source of this 4766-nucleotide messenger RNA. It is a transcript of the gene cdk17, whose product is annotated as cyclin dependent kinase 17. The coding region runs from base 361 to 1941 and encodes 526 amino acids. Gene Ontology annotation, biological process: protein phosphorylation. NCBI's taxonomy places the organism in Eukaryota, Metazoa, Chordata, Actinopteri, Clupeiformes, Clupeidae. The transcript has 17 exons. The record is from RefSeq and is a predicted model, not a curated record. Gene Ontology annotation, molecular function: ATP binding; cyclin-dependent protein serine/threonine kinase activity. Gene Ontology annotation, cellular component: cytoplasm; nucleus.
AAUGCAGGCAGCAACUGCUAGCACCCCUCCCCGGUGUAACCAUCGUCACCAUCCGCUCGCCCGAACGAACGGAAAGCUGUAGCCUGGUCUAAAGGCGUCAGUUAAAGCUGUCCCCGAGCCGUUGUUUGAGGUUGUGGGGAAUAUUUGGGGAACUUUGAAAACGCACGUCGCUUGUUUAUCGUUAUUCGCAGUGGCGAGAAGCUGUUUGAAAGAUCAACAGCGAGACGACAGACAAACCAACUGUGUUUGCGGUAGGCUAAGUGGAAAGACACGGCAUCCGGCCUCCGAGUCGACACCGAGGGCUGGGACUCGGGUCGAACCAGCGAUUACCGUUUCUGGCCUCCCUUGUCUCAGUGGCCCAUGGAAAGGAUGAAGAAGUUUAAAAGGCGUUUGUCACUCACGCUGCGCGGGAGCCAGACCAUCGACGAGUCGCUGUCCGAACUCGCCGAGCAGAUGACUAUAGAGGAGAACAGCAGCAUGGACAAUGAGCCCAUCGUGAGGAACGGGCGCCCCCCCUCCUCCCACAGCAUGCACUCGUUCCUGCACCAGUACACGGGCUCCUUCAAGAAGCCCCCUCUCCGGCGACCACACAGCGUCAUCGGGGGCACCCUCGGCUCCUUCAUGGCCAUGCCCCGCAACGGCAGCCGCCUCGAUAUUGUCCAUGAGAACCUGAAGAUGGGCUCAGACGGCGAGAGCGACCAGGCGUCCGGGACCUCCUCAGAUGAGGUGCAGUCACCCACCGGAGUGUGCCUCAGGACCAGAGUCAACCGACGCAUCUCCAUGGAGGACCUGAAUAAGCGCCUCUCCCUGCCGGCUGACAUCCGGAUCCCUGACGGCUACCUGGAGAAGCUGCAGCUCAGCAGCCCUUCCUUCGACCAGCCCCUCAGCCGCCGCUCACGCAGGGCCUCGCUGUCGGAAAUUGGGUUUGGAAAGCUGGAGACCUACAUAAAACUGGACAAGCUGGGAGAGGGUACCUAUGCCACGGUGUAUAAGGGCCGGAGUAAGCUGACUGAGAACCUGGUGGCCCUGAAGGAGAUCCGACUGGAGCACGAGGAAGGAGCGCCCUGCACCGCCAUCAGAGAAGUGUCAUUGCUGAAGGACUUGAAGCAUGCUAACAUUGUGACGUUACACGACAUUGUUCACACGGAUAAAUCCCUGACGCUAGUCUUUGAGUACUUGGAUAAGGACUUGAAGCAGUACAUGGAUGAUUGUGGAAACAUCAUGAGUAUGCACAAUGUAAAAAUCUUCCUCUAUCAGAUCCUGCGGGGUUUAGCCUACUGUCACAGACGGAAGGUUCUACACAGAGACCUCAAGCCCCAGAACCUGCUCAUCAAUGAGCGGGGAGAGCUCAAACUCGCUGACUUUGGUUUGGCCAGGGCCAAGUCAGUGCCCACUAAGACGUAUUCCAAUGAGGUGGUGACGCUCUGGUACAGGCCUCCAGACGUGCUGUUGGGAUCCUCCGAGUACUCAACUCAAAUAGACAUGUGGGGAGUUGGGUGUAUAUUUUAUGAGAUGGCUGCUGGUCGGCCUCUGUUCCCUGGAUCCACCGUGGAGGACGAGCUGCAUCUUAUCUUCAGACUAUUGGGCACACCAACUGAAGACAACUGGCCAGGGAUCUCCUCCGUCGACGAGUUCAAGUCCUACAACUUCCCCAAAUACAAACCUCAGCCUUUUAUCAACCACGCACCCAGGUUGGACACUGAGGGCAUUGAGCUGUUGCUGUCUUUUUUGAGGUAUGAGUCGAAGAAGAGGACCUCUGCUGAUGAUUCCAUGAAGCACGCCUACUUCAAGAGCUUGGGGAUGCGAGUGCACACGCUGCCAGAGAGCAUUUCAAUAUUCACGCUUAAGGAGGUUCAGUUGCAGAGAGACCCAGGUUACAGGAACACCUCCUACCCAGAGACUGGAAACGGCAAGAGCAGAAGACAAAGCAUGCUCUUCUAAACUGAGCCCUCACUUUAACACACACACACACACACACACACACACACACACACACGUGCACCAACACACACACGCAUGCACAAACACACUCUCUCGUGGAGGUUCUCUGAAUCAGGAUGAAGACUUUUUAGCUUUGUGACUCAGGUGGAAUGGACAAAUUGACCUGCCUCCAAUGAAGGUGUGAGUGUAUUUAGCGGAGAGGUUGGGUGUUAAUAGAGACCCUCUACCCUUCGAAGCACACAAGCUCUCUUACACACACACACACACACACACACACACACACACACACACACACUCACACACACACACACUUGCACUCAGACACAUACAUGCAAGGCUCUGCCAGCCCCCCGCUCCCCAACCACCUCUUCAAAGACUGAGGAUCAGACUGUGUGUGUGUGUGUGUGCGUGUGUGUGUGUGUGCCUAUUUAUUUGGAGGUGGAGUUUGGAUGUUAGGGGUUGUGUUGUUUUGCUGCUAAACAACUACUGUCUCUAUUUAACAAACAGUUCUAACGAUGAUGACAUCACACACAGUCACCAUGGACACUAGAACCCUCCGCAAGGGUCUGUUUCAAUUCUCCCAUAUUGUUACAUAUUUUUGAAAACAGACGAAUAAUUCUACUAUGUUCAUAAUGUUGACAUUGCCAUUGUUGUUGCUUGUUUAUUGUUGUUUCUAUUUCGCUAAAAUGGAAUGCCUUUCAGAGUGUUUUUUUUUAUUAUUAUUAUUUGACUGAAUCUGUUCUGAGUUUGCUGAUGUAGUGAAGCAAGAUGUCUGAAGUGAGUGUGCGCGUGUGUGUGUGUGUGCGUGUGUGUGUGUGUGUGCGCGUGCGAGAUCCAGCAGAGACUAUACACACACUCGGAUUCCCACAACCACCAUCCGGCCUCCUUCUCUCUUAGUCCUCAUUUCAAAAUGAACAGAGACUCUUGAUUGAUGUCAGCGGAGGGCCCAGGGAGCGAGCUCGUCCGUGGGGACCAUUUCCAUUCAAGCCAAGUUCACAAGUGAGCACCGCGGAGCGAGCUCCGUGAAGGGGACCAUGAGCUUGGUAUAUGGGCUCCUUGUCAAGGGCCACGGUCUGGUGAGUGAGCUCCUUCAUGGGGCUUAUGAGUCAACACCUUAGAGAGGACCAUGGGCUUUACAACUGGGCUCAGUGUUUGGGACCAUGGGCUUUGUGAGAGCUCCUUGGUGGGGACCAUGGGCCUUGUGAGCGAGCUCCAAAUGAGAGAUCAUGGGCUUUGAGAGCGAGCUCCUCGUUGGGGACCUUCAGCUUUGUGAGGGAGCUCCUCGGUGGGGACCAUGGGCUUUGUGAGAGAGCUCCUCAGUGAGGACCAUGGGCUUUGUUAGAGAGCUCCUCGUUGGGGACCAUGGGGCUUGUGAGCGUGCUCUGCCAUGGGGACCAUCAGCUUGAACAUCAUCGCCCUGGAACAUCAGGCCUUUGGGAGAAAGAAGCCUUACUGUGAGAAUGGUUGCCAGAAACGUUUGGCUCAUGCUUGAUUUCGGUCGCUUUCAUUUGGUUCCACAACAUUUCUAGCACCCUUCCACUGAAACAAAAGGGUGUGAUGUUAAAAAUACCAGACAACAGAAACCACACAUGUACACACUGGACCAUUUCAACCAAGCCGGAUCAAACCCAGCGACCAUACCCACACGUGCAUUUCUGGACACAAAGACUGGAGUCGGAACCAUUUCUCUCCCUUAUUACUGAACCGCUCAUCCCCCUCCUUUUUUUCUCUUCUCUUCUCUGUCCUCUUUCUCUCUCUUCCUCAGUAUGGGAGACCUUCCACUGCUUGCCUGAACUGAAGUGCUUGUUUGCUUCUCCUCUAAUCUCUUCUUUCUUGCCUUUGGAAAGCUACUUGGUUUUUUUUUUAUGCAUCAUGACAACUGUACAGUAGUUUGGGUUUUUCCCCCCCGUCAUGGCAGAACCCCUUUGUGUGUGUGUGUGUGUGUGUGUGUGUGUGUGUGUGUGUGUGUGUGUGCGUGUGUGUGUGCGUGUGUGUGUGUGUGUGUGUGUGUGUGUGUGUGUGUGUGUGUGUGUGUGUGUGUGUGUGUGUUUGUGUGUGUGUACGUGCAUGACAGAGAUAGAAUGAAAAAUAUGUGAGUGUGUUUGCGUGCACAUAAGAGAGACGUUCUGUGUGUGUAUGUGUGAGAGAAAUAGGUGUGUGUGUGUGUGUGUGAUCAGAGACUGUACAGUUUUUCAGGGGCUCUAUGCUAACGUGGACCAUCACCCAGAGGUAGCUUAUUUAACAGUAUUAAGAGUAUUUUCUAUGUUACAUUGGACCUUUCCUUGUGAAUACUGUUGUCAUUGUGGCAUGUUCAGGAGGCUAACCAGCCUCCAUUUUGUGCUCAAGUUUUUCAGAGCAGGAAAACGACGAAUUAAAAGAAAUACCUUAAAUGAAUGCGAGAGAGAGAAUGCAAGGAAAAGGAAAAAAAGAAAGACAUUUUAAUGAUUCAACAGUCUGCUUUCAACCACCACUCUUUCUACAGAGUUUCUACACAGUGAUGAAAUAUUUCAGAGAGAGCUUUUUAAGUUUGAACAGAAGACUAUGUUGUUUUUAUUUUGAACUGACAGUAAUGUUCAUUAAUAUUGUAAUAACUGUAAUAUUGCGAUUACAAUGCUCACCUGUCCAGAGGUUUGUGUGUGUGUGUGUGUGUGAGAGAGAGAGAGAGCGAGCGAGAGAGAGUGUGAGUGUGUGUACACCUCAUGCAUGGAUUGCUCAGUGUUGUGAAACACAUACAAUUGUGAGCAUUUUUUGAAGGUUCAUCUCUUUCUACUGCAGAUAUUUAUUUCUCUUAACCCGUGAAGUAAACUUGGUCUGUUUCCUAAGGA